Molossus molossus (Pallas's mastiff bat) is the source of this 687-nucleotide messenger RNA. RefSeq names its product coiled-coil domain containing 200 (gene CCDC200). The transcript is spliced from 3 exons. The record is from RefSeq and is a predicted model, not a curated record. NCBI's taxonomy places the organism in Eukaryota, Metazoa, Chordata, Mammalia, Chiroptera, Molossidae. Bases 1 to 687 code for a protein of 228 amino acids.
AUGGGCAGCGCUUACCACUGGGAGGCCCGUCGUAGGCAGAUGGCUUUGGACCGGAGGAAGUGGCUGAUGGCCCAGCAAGAGCAGCAGCAACAUCAAGAGAAGGAACUGAAGAAACUCCAAGAGGAGAAAUGCCAAUCUGAGGAAAACACCCAGCCAGCUCGGGAGACAGGGCCAUCACCAGUGCAAUUGCAGACGCCCCCGCCCAAGCCAGCGGAGCUGUCACAGAGGCAGGUGCAGGCACAGGCUCAAGGGCAGACAUCACAGCCACAGUCCCCGCCACCACCGCCACAGCCACCACCUCAGCCAAGGCAACCUCAAGACCCUCUUACUGAGUACACCUUCCAGCACAAUCUCCAGGAUUCCCAAAAGCCUGGUCCCCAUCUUGGCUCAAUGGGGACCCAUCAAACUGGGCAACAAUCCAACUACUACUACUGUAAUGACAAAUUCCAAGGAGAGUGGAACAUCCCUCACCCUGCCAGCCAACCAGUCACCAGUUGUCACCAGUUCCCCGUCUUCAUCCAUCCCACUUUAAGUUCAGCUUUCCCCACCGCCGAAGCUCAUCUCUGCCUGUGUGAUAAAACCUUAGCCACUUUUGGUGAGCAAAUACCAUUCUGCUCAGCUAAAGAACAGAAACCUCCACUCGGAGCCCAGUUGGACCUGGAAGACCUGGGGCUUGGCUUCAUCUGA